This is a messenger RNA of Lodderomyces jiufengensis, 2373 nucleotides long. RefSeq names its product Bmt8p (gene BMT8). The transcript has a single exon. NCBI's taxonomy places the organism in Eukaryota, Fungi, Ascomycota, Pichiomycetes, Serinales, Debaryomycetaceae. Gene Ontology annotation, molecular function: mannosyltransferase activity. The record is from RefSeq and is a predicted model, not a curated record. Bases 1 to 2373 code for a protein of 790 amino acids.
AUGAUUGCAAAUCUCAAUCUAAAAAUAUUUAGAAGAAUAAAACUUCCAUCAUUUUAUUGGCUAAUUGGAAUACUAAUUUCAAUCAUUUUUCUUCAACUAUAUUUUGGAGAUUCAUUUAAUUCAUCAACAACUUCAUCUACUACAUUAUCAAUAAUAAAAUCAUUUGCAUCAAAAAAAUCAAAAUCAAAUAAUAAACCAAUUAUAUUUCCUCAUAAUUUUUUCCAAAAUGAUAAUCAAAUUAUUUCAUUUAUAAAAUAUAAUGAAAAUUUUCUACUAGAAUUAAAUAAUAAAAUUAAACCAAUUUAUCAAAUUUCCAAUAUCAAGAACCCAAUACAUUUUCAGAAGGAAACGUCAUAUACACCAUAUGAGUUCAAAAUAUUCAAUGAUCAACAUCCAAUAGAUUUAAAUCUAUCUCGAUGCAAUGAAAUAGAAUUAAAUACAUCAUUUGAAAUAAGUGAAGCGAAAAAUUUACAAAAUUCAUUAACUCCAAUAGUUAAAAAGAUAUUAGAAGAUAUAGAAAAACCAAAUGGUGAAGGUAAUGCUUAUCUAAAAGAUUUGAAACCAAUGAUGUUACCAGAAUUAAAAUUACAAUUAUCUUUAGGAAUAAUUGAUAAAUUUUGGUUUAAAUUAGCAGAAAGUUCAGUAUGGUUAAAAGAUUAUGGAGUUCAUUAUAUGAUAUCAAGAAUUAUGUAUAGUUCACUGGGUAUAAGAAAUCAACCAUUAUUUUCCCUAAGUUAUGCACAAAUAUUUGAUGAAAAUUGGAAUGAAUUAAAAGGUUAUAAAUUAUUUAUACCUAUUGAAACUAUUGAAGAAUCUUUAAAAGCUGCUGAAGAUGAAAUAAAAUAUAAAGAAGAAUUGGAAUUAAAAUUAAAAAAUAAAAUUAAAGAAGUUGUUGGAGGUGAUAAGAAAAAGAAGUAUAAUAAAAGAGAGACUAAGAAUGAGGGAAACAAUGAAGGUAAUGGAGAUACUGGUAAUAAAGAUAUUGAUUCAACUAAUUCAAAUCAACUUGUUGACACAAAUGUUCAAAUUAAAAUAGAACCUAAAGUUAAACCACCACAAUCUCAAGAUCAACAAAAAGUACCUCCAAAAAUUGAAGAAGUUAUUGAAGAAAAACCACCAAGAAAAUUUGAACAUAAAAUCCUUGAAUUCCCACAAUUUGUAUCAAUUCCAUUUUUUUAUGAAUUAGAUAAUUUAAAUGGUAAAUAUUAUGGACCAGAAGAUCCAAGAUUAAUAUUAAUAAGAAAUAAAUUAGGUUAUGAUGAACCAUUACUUGUAUAUAAUUCAUAUCAUAUUAAACCAGAUUUAUAUGAUGAUGAUGAUGAUAAUAGAAUAAAUCAAAGAUAUGAUUAUUAUAGAUCAAUGUUUUUAGCAUGGCCAUGGCAAAUUAAAUUAAAUAAUCACAAAAGAGAAGUUAAAACAUUAGAAUUAAGUUUACAAGAUUUUAAAAGUUUAAAAACUCAAAAAAAUUGGACACCUUUCAUAAGUUAUCAAGAUAGAUUUGUACAAGAAGAUGGUCUGGGAUAUGAUACUCAUAUUUAUUUUAUUUUUAGAUGGGCUAAUUUAGAUAUUUUAAAAUGUGAUUUAAAAUUUGGAAAUUGUAAAUUUGAAUAUAGAUUAAAUAAAAAUUUAUCACCUAAAAAUCAAGUUGGACCAUUAAGAGGUGGUACUCAAUUAAUAAAUAUCAAUGAAAUAUUAAAUUUACCUACUAACUACCAAAAGGAAAUAUGGGUUGGAAUAGCAAGAGCUCAUUUAGAUAAUUGUGGAUGUGGUAAAACAAUGUAUCGACCAAAUUUAGUUAUUAUUACUAAAGAGAUCAAUUCAAAAGGUAAAUCAAUAUAUAAAUUAUCUCAUGUUUCAUCAGCAUUAACAUUUGAUUUGUAUGUAUUUGGUUGGGAUUUAAUGUAUCCCGAAAAUGUAUGUGAUAGAUCAAAUAUUUUGAUCCCCAAUGGAUUAUCAUUAUGGUCAAUUGAUUAUGAAGAUGAUACAAAAUAUAACGAUAACGUGGCUGAAAUUUUAAAAAAUAUUAAAACUGAUUAUCUUACUUUGACUUUAACAAUAAGUGAUUUUACAAAUUAUAGAUUAAAUAUUAAAGGUUUAUUAAAAAGAAUGAUAGAAUGGGGGAUUUUCGAAACUUCAACUGAUCAAAAUUCAAAAUCAAAUAAUGAUAAUGUCGUAUGUGCAUUAGAUUCAUCAGUUUCAUAUUGUCAAAAUUAUGGUUUACAACAUAAAGAACUUUCAUUACAUAAUUUUGAUCUUGAUUUUGAAGAUUUAGUUAUUGAUCCUUUAAAAGUAAAAUAUUUUAAAUUAACUAAUAAAUAUGGAUUAAGAGGAAUAAAUUAUUUAAAAGAUGAUGAUCUGAAUUGGUAUAAAUGA